Pogona vitticeps (central bearded dragon) is the source of this 3632-nucleotide messenger RNA. Lineage: Eukaryota; Metazoa; Chordata; Lepidosauria; Squamata; Agamidae. The record is from RefSeq and is a predicted model, not a curated record.
UCGCUUUCCCGUGGUGCCCCGCGCGGGAGCGGCCUGCAGGCUCCCCUGACGGAGCGACUCGGGAGGCUGAGGAAGCCCGUCGCCCUCCCGGCCCUUCGGCCCUUCUCGCCCUCCGGCUGCCGCUCCCGCUCCGGCCAUGGGCUCCCUGCUGAGCCGCCGCAUCGCCGGCGUGGAGGACAUCGACAUCCAGGCCAACUCGGCCUAUCGGUACCCGCCCAAGUCCGGGAACUACUUUGCCAGUCAUUUUUUCAUGGGAGGUGAGAAGUUCGACACACCUCAUCCGGAAGGGUACCUUUUCGGGGAGAACAUGGACCUGAACUUCCUCGGGAACCGGCCCGUCCAGUUUCCCUACGUCACCCCUGCGCCUCAUGAGCCAGUGAAGACCCUGCGAAGCCUGGUGAACAUCCGCAAAGACUCCCUUCGCCUGGUCAGGUACAAGGAGGAUGCUGACACCCCCACCGAGGAGAAUGGGAAGCAGAAGGCCUUAUACAGCCUGGAGUUUACCUUUGACGCCGAUGCCCGCGUGGCCAUCACCAUCUACUGCCAAGCAACAGAGGAGUUUGUUAAUGGCAUGGCCGUCUACAGCACCAAGAACCCGUCCCUGCAGUCCGAGACUGUGCACUACAAGCGGGGGGUGAGCCAGCAGUUCUCGCUGCCUUCCUUCAAGAUGGACUUCUCUGACUGGAAGGAUGAUGAGCUGAACUUUGACCUGGACCGAGGCAUUUUUCCUGUGGUAAUCCAAGCCGUGGUGGAUGAAGGUGAUGUUGUUGUGGAAGUCACUGGCCAUGCCCACAUCCUCCUGGCCGCCUUUGAAAAGCACGUCGACGGCAGUUUCUCAGUGAAGCCCUUGAAGCAGAAGCAGAUUGUGGACCGGGUCAGUUACCUGCUGCAGGAGAUCUACGGGAUUGAGAACAAGAACAACCAGGAGACCAAGCCCUGUGACGACGAGAACAGCGACAACAGCAACGAGUGCGUGGUGUGCCUCUCGGACCUGCGGGACACCCUCAUCCUGCCCUGCCGGCACCUCUGCCUCUGCAACUCCUGUGCAGACACCCUGCGCUACCAGGCAAACAACUGCCCCAUCUGCCGCUUGCCCUUCCGUGCCCUGCUGCAGAUCCGAGCCGUGAGGAAGAAGCCAGGGGCGCUCUCACCUCUCUCUUUCAGCCCCGUCCUGGCACAAACCCUGGACCACGAUGAGCAUUCGUGCUCGGACAACCUCCCUCCGGGCUACGAGCCCAUCUCCCUGCUGGAAGCGCUGAACGGCCUGCGCUCAGUCUCGCCCUCCCUCCCCUCGGCUCCCCUCUACGAUGAGAUCAGCUACACGGGGGUGCUGGACGGGCUUCCCCUCUCAGGCAGGCCCCUCGGGCUGGACCGCACGGUGGAGAGCAGCCACCAGAGCAGCAAGCACAGCAAGUCUCCAGACAGCACCUUGCGUUCCCCCUCCUCGCCGAUCCACGAGGAAGACGAGGAGAAGCUCUCGGAAGACUCCGACUUGCCGCCUCCGCUCGUCGGGACAGAGCUGGUUCUGCGGGAGGGCAGCUCNCAGAGCCUGGCCACCGAGGACUCGGAGGAAGGUCACCCCCUGCAGCAAGGCAGCCAGCCCCCAUUGGUGGAGGACAUUGUCCAGGAGAGCAGCAGCGCCAGCGAACCAAGGAGCCUCCUCAGGCGGGAGAACGGGCUGCCAGCUGACAUCUACCUGCCAGCCCUCGGCCCCCUGGACGCCUGCUCUGUUGGGAGAGAGGAGUGAGCGGGCUCGUCCGACUUCACGGGCACCCUCCCGAGCCGUGGGACCGGCCACCUUGGGCAGCCUUUCCUCUUCAGCCAGCCACACCUUGGCGUGGAAAGCGGGCAGAGCCCCUCCUGAGUGCCCGGCUUGGGGGCCAGAGCCACCCCCCAGGGGCCCCAGUGCCAAACUCUGGGGAUCCAGUCUGCUCUCCAGGGUGGGAGGGGGAGCUGCCUGCAAGAUGCGGCCCCUCCCUUUCCACCAUGGGACGGGAUCUUAAGGGGGACACAAGACGGCUCCAUCUCAGUCCGGCUCUUCCUCCUCUUUCUCGUGACGGACCUUCCCUCUUUGUACAGAAGUGCAUGCUCCAGACGCACCUCUUCCCUUCCAGCCCCCCUUUUCCCCACCUGUCUCCACACUCUGGAACUGGUGUGAAACUGGCCUGAUGGGAGAGCCUCUCUCUCCUGCUUUGCCAAACAGCUGUCGAGGCCUGACACCCACUCACCCACCCUCCCUCGCCCUCCACAAACACUGGCCUGGGCCCAGGCAGGCUGAAGGCUCUCCCUCGUCCCCCAGCGCCCCUUGGCCAGGAUGCCAGCCCCCAGCCUGGCAGCUGCCUCUAGAGGUUGGGUUGGACACCCAGGGGUUUUUUUCUCUCUUCUCCUAGUGGGCAGCAUCCACAGACACCACCAAGCCCCCCCCCUCCUAAUUUCUUGCUCUCUUUUCCAGAGAGGAGGCCUUGCUUUUCAGGGGGCUUCCCAGGCCCCCUCCCUCCCACAGACCCCUCUGCUCUAGAAGGGGCAAAGGCUCCCUCUCCUUUGGGCUUUUUUCUACCCCUGGAACUGCUUUUGCUCUUCAGCUCCCUGAUUUGACAGGGUCAGCCUCGGGAGAGGGGGGGUUUGUGUGUUUGUGUGUCUGUGUGUGUAGUGGUGAUAGUGUUGUGGGGGAGACUGGAGGAAGAGGCCCAAGGCCCAGCUCCUCUUUCGCUCCCUGCCCUUUGGCUGGAGAUUUACCCACCUGGAGGCCCCGUUUCCCACGGGAGCCAGGAGGUUGCUCCCCCCCCCCUUGCCCUCUCAUGCUCAGUGACUGCCCUGCCUUGUGCCUUUUUGCUGCUUCUCCCUCAUGGCUCCCUCCCCACCCCUGGAAGAGAAACCCCACACACACACACAGACACCCUUUCCUUGGGGCCUUAAGGCUGCCAGAGGUCCUGUGGCGCUGCCAGCUGCUCCCCUCUAGCCCCUGCCGGGGUGCCUGUCACUCUUUUGCUUUCCGUGCCCAGAAGGCAGAGCUGCCCCUUGGCCGUCGGCCUGCUCCUCUUGCUUAGGCGGUCCAAGCCCUGCCCUUCCUCCUCCUCCUCCUCCGGUUCCAGAGUCCAUCUCUACCUGUUUGAGCCUCAAGUGAAGGCAACGGGAAAGGGCCCAGCUCUCUCUUGGCCCAGCCUGUGUUCUGGUCCCCUAAAAAGCAGCCGGGCGGCCUUCCCUACCCUGGGGCCUUGCACCAGCCUUGGACUACAGUGCCCAUCAUGCCUGUGCCAGGCAUGAACCCAAGCGGGCUCAUUCCGGUAGUAGAGCCAAGGGGAGGCACCAGGGCUGGGGAAGGCUCGGGCCCGUUUGCGGGGGGUGGGGGUGGGUGGAUCAGCAACCUUUCCUUCCUCCUGUCCCGUGGAGUGGCCAGGCUCCAACCGGCACCCCGGCCUCUGGGCCGCUCAGCGUGGGGUUUGGAAGUCCCACGUUCUAGGGGUGCCUUGGGGGGCACAGACGGAAGAAGGCGAGAGGGCCGCCGUUCUCCCGAGCUCCUGCCUUCCACAGUGGGGACCGUCCUGACCUGCUUUAUAAAAAAGGUUGCGGGACGGAUGGUUUGGGCAAUGUAUGUAGAGUGCCCGGAACAUAAAACUCAAACUCUUAUUAUA